GUUCGUAUGACAUGACUACUGAGAGCUCUACUAGUGUAGAACCACUAGCUAACAAAAACAUUAAAUCCCGGUCGGCAAACGUUUAUAUUGGAGCCUACAUAAAGGGGGGCAACCUGCUGCCGUCUGCUGAUGCAGAUGGACGUCUGGACCGAGCACUGACUCCUGGGAAGUGUUACAUUCCAGCUCCUCUUCUUCACCCUCUUUGUCCCGCAUCACCCUCCGUCACGCUGGCAAUGUCAAGGGUCCCGAGUCCCCCUCCCCCGGCGGAAAUGUCCAGCGGGCCGGUGGCCGAGAGCUGGUGCUACACGCAGAUCAAAGUGGUGAAGUUUUCCUACAUGUGGACCAUCAACAACUUCAGCUUCUGUCGUGAGGAGAUGGGCGAGGUCAUCAAGAGCUCCACCUUCUCUUCGGGGGCCAACGACAAACUCAAAUGGUGUUUGCGAGUGAAUCCCAAAGGCCUGGAUGAGGAAAGCAAAGAUUACCUUUCUCUGUACCUGCUGCUGGUCAGCUGUCCGAAAGCAGAGGUGCGUGCAAAGUUCAAGUUCUCCAUCCUCAACGCCAAGGGAGAGGAGACCAAAGCCAUGGAAAGCCAGAGAGCGUACCGCUUCGUCCAGGGGAAAGACUGGGGCUUUAAAAAGUUCAUCCGGAGAGAUUUCCUCCUCGAUGAGGCCAACGGUCUUCUACCCGACGAUAAGCUAACGCUCUUUUGUGAGGUGAGCGUCGUUCAGGACUCGGUCAACAUAUCCGGUCAGAACACUAUGAACAUGGUGAAGGUGCCCGACUGCCGGCUAGCCGACGAGCUGGGGGGCCUGUGGGAGAACUCGCGCUUCACAGAUUGCUCGCUGUGUGUGGCAGGACAGGAGUUUCAGGCCCACAAAGCCAUCCUUGCAGCACGCUCGCCUGUGUUCAGCGCCAUGUUUGAGCACGAGAUGGAGGAGAGCAAAAAGAACCGUGUGGAGAUCAACGAUGUGGAGCCAGAAGUUUUCAAGGAGAUGAUGUGCUUCAUUUACACAGACAAGGCACCCAACCUGGACAAGAUGGCCGACGACCUGCUAGCAGCAGCCGAUAAGUACGCUCUGGAGAGACUUAAGGUCAUGUGUGAAGACGCUCUGUGCACCAGUCUGUCCGUGGAGAACGCCGCCGAGAUCCUCAUCCUGGCCGACCUGCACAGCGCCGACCAGCUCAAAACGCAGGCGGUCGACUUCAUCAACUACCACGCAGCGGAGGUGAUGGAAACGGCCGGCUGGAAGUCCAUGGUGGCGUCCCAUCCACACCUGGUGGCCGAGGCUUACCGCUCCCUGGCGUCGGCCCAGUGCCCUUUCCUCGGACCCCCACGCAAGCGGCUCAAACAGUCCUAACGUCCGAAGGGGCAUCAGAACCCACUCACGCUCGCACACAUACACACACAGAAGCAGUAACCCCCCCUCCCCAGGUCUGCACCUGUUCCCCUCGCUGUUACCCACAACACUACCUAGAGCCUCCCCCGACCCGUCCUGCCCCACCCAGAACCUGCUGUAUCUAGUCUUUUUAAAGAUGAAGAGAAGAAGAAGAAGAAGAAGGAGGAGGACGAGAGGGGGAAAAAGCUGGGAUUGUAAAAGUCGAUCUUUGCUGUUUACAAUAAAACUCCGCCGCACCCCCGUCUCCUUUCUCCUGGGCUUGGUGAGUUCUGUCGUCGUUCUUCCCGCACGUCCUUGGAAAUGUACGACGUCUGUUUUCCAAGGAAGAGCUGAACACGCAAACCUCGCCAAGUUCGGAGGUUUGGAGGACGGCGGCAGAUUUUAAGUGUCCGUUUUAUCAUAGAGCGAAUCGAGCGAUCCGGUGCCCCCCCCCACCCACCCCCUGCCCCCAAACUCAAGGACACGAGGGCCUGGGAUUGAGAGGGCUGUGGUCACAAACUAGAAGCCCCCACCCCCAAGAAAGACAACCAAGGGCUAGUCAAAAAGUAAAGAUGGGGAGGGAUCAACAAAAAAAAAAAAAAAAUUUUCCCCAGUGAAACUUGGGGAAAAAGUUGCACUAACGUCACAGAUCAGCCCUUGCCAACCCUUAACCAGCAGGAACGUAGAAAUUCUGUAGGCAAGCACACAAAGAAGCAAGCUUCAUGGACCUGAGACCCAGCCGGACCGCCACCAACAAGUUCCCUUUAAACAAAAAAAACAUCUGCAAGUGACAAAAACAACACGUGUACUCUGUCCGAGCUUCACCUGCGUCCAUUUUUCGGUCGGUCUCCAAAGGGGGAUGGGGGGGGGGGGGAUUCUAGCGUGUCUAAAAAAUAAAAUAAAAAAUGUCUGAAGACGACCAGGAGACGACAAAACGUCGAGAAAUGGUUACAAAUAUUUAAAAGGGUUUCGGUCAGACAUGUUGAUGUUCUCUUGUGACAGAUUUCUUUUAUUUCUUUUCCCGCAGAGCUGUUUUAUUUUUUGCUUCCAUAGGAAAUUGUACAGACACUUUUCAACAGUCAAACUGAAAGAAGAGACCAGAUUUUUUUUUUCUUUUUUCUUUGCAGCAUAAUGCAGCAUAAAAUGAAAUUGCAAUGAACACGUUUUAAUGUUCAGAAUAUAUCAAUUGUAGACAAAAAAACUAACUCCUGAACCACAAACAAAUACAGUCAUUGUGUAAAAAAAAAAAAAAGAAAGUGCACCCUCUGUCAGUUCUUGGGUUUGAAUGACCUGCCGUUUAGCAGGUUCUGAUUAUUUAAUCCAAAACACACACCCUCAGAUUACGUCGCUAUUUAUUAAACAAUGAUGCCAAAAUGAAGAAGUGUUGGCCAAAAUUUACGUACACCCCCAAAAAACCCGAAAUAUCUACAGCAUACGUAAAACCCUAGAACCUCAGCGGUGGUACUUUUCUUUCCUUCAGUUCUGAACCGUGACUGUACAUUUGAAGUUAUCAUUUCAACCAGCUGGUAAAUGGUAAUGAUAGAAGGAACCGUUGUUUCUUUUUUUUUUCCUGUAGAUAUCUCUGAUUUUUGAGAAGUGACACUUAGCUGUUGCCAUUUUUUUUUUCUGUUCCCAGAAAAAUAAACCACAACUAUUUUGUAUUGAAAGCGGU
Molecule: messenger RNA, 3048 nt
Organism: Fundulus heteroclitus (mummichog)
Lineage: Eukaryota; Metazoa; Chordata; Actinopteri; Cyprinodontiformes; Fundulidae
Product: speckle type BTB/POZ protein
Exons: 10
Coding region: 12-1358 (448 amino acids)
Biological process (GO): proteasome-mediated ubiquitin-dependent protein catabolic process; regulation of proteolysis
Cellular component (GO): nucleus; cytoplasm
Molecular function (GO): ubiquitin protein ligase binding
Source: RefSeq, a predicted model, not a curated record